AAGUUGAACACCCCCCCGCCAUCACCACCACCAUGGGUCCUCCUCUCUCCCACUUACUUGCUCUGUAUUCUGUCUAGGUGCUGGAGUGACAACGAGCCAUUCAUUGUGGAGGUAGAGCAAAAAAAGACUCUGGAUCUUUCCUGUGUCUUUUUUUGGGAGACGGUGGGAGUCGGAGGGGACGGGGGGGACGGCAGGGGCUGGUAAAGUGGGAGGUGCACUGCUAAACAGGAGGGCAGGAGUAUACUCCUGAAAUGGAGAAAUGUGACAGAUAAGAGGAAAUGUAAUGAGUUAGACUGGGGGAAAAAAGUAAGAGAGGGUUGAGUAAAGAGUAAGGUGCAGAGGGAGCGAGCGAUGGAGGGAGGGGAGAGAGGUUGCGAUUGAGGUUUGAGGCAGAACUGGAAGCACAGAAGGAAGGGAGGGGGAGAGAGAGAGAGGGCUACCAUGCCGAAUGAGCAGGAGAGGCGGAGAGGAAGCAGAGCUCCAUCAGAUGAAAUGAGGUGAAAGUAAUUCAGGCAUUAAUCAAGCCAGGGCAAAAGGGAGGGUAUACUGUUUUCUCGCCCCCCCAUCCCCUCCCUUUUUUUUUUUGCUGCGGAACUGAAAGACAAGGUGUGAAUGAAGGAGCCUGCAGUGGCCUGCAGAGAAGCACCACCGGGUCACAGCAUCAAAUCAUGUCCGAGUCGAACAUCGUCACGGCUUCCACCGCAGACCAGAAUGGAGCCGUUCCAGGGGAGCCCGUGAAGAAGGAUGAAAACUCCCGGAGGGGGAACUGGGGCAACCAGAUCGAGUUUGUCCUCACAAGUGUGGGCUAUGCAGUGGGCCUGGGCAACGUCUGGAGGUUUCCCUAUCUCUGCUACAGAAAUGGAGGAGGUGCAUUCAUGCUGCCAUACUUUAUCAUGUUGGUAUUCUGCGGCAUCCCUCUCUUCUUUCUCGAGUUAUCCUUCGGUCAGUUUGCCAGCCUCGGGUGUCUGGGUGUCUGGAAGAUCAGCCCUAUGUUCAAAGGUGUUGGUUACGGCAUGAUGGUGGUGUCCACCUACAUCGGGAUCUACUACAACGUGGUCAUAUGCAUCGCCUUCUACUACUUCUUCAUGUCCAUGACGAACCUGCUGCCCUGGACGUACUGCAACAACCCCUGGAACACGCCGGACUGCAGCGGGGUGGUCGGCAGCGGCGCCCAGCUGAACGGCAGCCUGGUGAACGCCACCGCCAGCCUGGUAGCCGGGGUGACGGAGGUGGUCAACCGCACCAAGAGGACCAGCCCCAGCGAGGAGUACUGGAAGCACUACGUACUGAACAUCUCCGAUGACAUAGGAAACUUCGGGGAGGUCCGCCUCCCCAUCCUGGGCUGCCUGGCUAUUUCCUGGUUCGUGGUUUUCCUCUGCCUCAUCAGGGGCGUGAAGUCUUCAGGAAAGGUGGUGUAUUUCACAGCCACGUUCCCUUAUGUCGUUUUGACUAUUCUGUUCAUCCGUGGGAUCACAUUGGACGGCGCUAUAAACGGCAUUAAGUACUACCUGACUCCACAGUGGCAGAAGGUUCUUGAUGCAAAGGUGUGGGGAGACGCCGCCUCGCAGAUCUUCUACUCCCUGGGCUGUGCCUGGGGCGGUCUCAUCACGAUGGCUUCUUAUAACAAGUUCCACAACAACUGUUUCAGAGACAGCAUCAUCAUCAGCAUAACUAACUGUGCCACCAGUGUGUACGCCGGCUUCGUCAUUUUCUCCAUCCUGGGCUUCAUGGCGCACCACUUGAAUGUCCCGGUGUCUGAAGUGGCUGAUCACGGACCCGGCCUGGCCUUCGUGGCGUACCCUGAAGCCCUCACCCUGCUGCCAAUCUCACCUCUGUGGUCGCUGCUGUUCUUCUUCAUGCUCAUCCUCCUGGGGCUGGGAACUCAGUUCUGCCUGCUGGAGACGCUGGUGACGGCCAUCGUGGACGAGAUCGGCACAGACUGGAUUAUCAGAAACAAGACCGUGGUCACACUCUCGGUGGCCGUCGUGGGUUUCCUGCUGGGCGUCCCGCUCACCACGCAGGCAGGAAUCUAUUGGUUGUUGCUGAUGGACAACUACGCUGCCAGUUUCUCUCUGGUCAUCAUCUCCUGCAUCAUGUGUAUCUGCAUCAUGUAUAUCUAUGGUCACAGGAACUACUUCAAGGAUGUUGAGAUGAUGCUGGGCUUCCCUCCUCCUCUCUUCUUCAAAGUCUGCUGGAGAUUCAUCUCACCUGUCAUUAUCUCUUUCAUCCUGAUCUUCACGGUCAUCCAGUACAAGCCCAUCACUUACAAUGACUACGUGUAUCCCGGCUGGUCCCUGGCUAUUGGCUUCGCCAUGGCCCUGUCCUCAGUGAUUUGCAUACCCAUAUAUGGCCUGUACAAGAUUUCCAGGUCUCCAGGGGCCACCUUUAGAGAGCGGUUGAAGCACGCCUGCCAAGCACAUCCGAAGUGGGGCCCGGCCCUGGCAGAGCACAGAACAGGCCGCUACGCCCCCACGGCCCCCGCUGACACCAUCGAGGCCCGGCCCAUGAAGGAGAAGAAGGAGAAAGAGAAGGAGAAGGAGGAGCUAAGAGAAGAGCACAAGGAGGAGGAGAAAGCGAAGGAGACGGAGAAAAAGGAUGAGAUCAGCCUCACCAUCCAGGGAAGCAACGGCUCCACCAACACACACAACAACCCCAACCCCAGUGCAUAGACGCCGCCUCUCUCUGUCAGCGCUACUGGGCCACCGUCUCCUCCUUCUCUUCCUCCCUUCUCCUCACUUCUCCUCCAUCCUCUCCCUACUUUCCCACAGUCCUCUGUGGGGGAGAUCCCAUUCGCUGGAGACCUUUACAUAUUGUAAGGGCUUAUUAUAUCUAUCCUAACCUCUUCUAUCUGUCUGCGUGUUAUCUCUAGACAAAAGAAGAAGAAGAAAAAAAAUGAAAGGACCAAGGAAUUUGGGUCAUCAUCCAAAAGGUCUGCUUGUAAGCCACAAGCGUGCAAGCGUGCGUUUAUGUGUGCCGGGAGUGAGUUGUUGAUUUGUACCGCAUAAUUUAAUAAUGGAGUUUGUUCUUCCUUUCAUUUCAUUUUUUUUUUUCUUUUUGGUGUAAAACGUGUAAAUGUCAUCCUCAUCAUCAGCAGUUAGAGGUACAGUAGAUCGUGGAGCUGCAAUGUGCUCGUUUUGUGCGCGUAGUCGCAAAGAGACGCGCGCCGUUCUCCGGUAUUCAGUCGGCCAGGUCCGUUCGGGACGGACGACUUCGUAGUGGCGGCGGUCAGACAGCCGGAGACCUGAUGUGGUGCUGUAGCAUAGAGGGGCGAGGGGGGAACAGCGAACCGUGUCGGCACUGGCAUCUGGCACGGAAAAAAUGGAAAUAAGCUUCGUUCUGCAGCCAGAAAAAGAGGCGGACACACCGAAUCGCACUAGUAGACGUGAAGGAUCGAACCUGCUUUACUCAAACAGAAAGAAAUAAAUGGCCCAGUGAAUAAACUAAUAUGGCACCAAAUGCACCCAAACAUACGAUGGCGUAAGAAGUCGCAUAAAUUGGAUUUUUGUAUUUUGUUUUUAGCUGUCAAAAUAUCCAAUAUUUGUAAUAAUUCGUGUCAUUUUAUUUAAUUCUGUUACAUAUAUAUAUAUAUAUAUAUAUAUAUAUUCAUUUACACACUUGUGCGUUGUUUUCAUGUUUCGAUUCAUUUACUUGUUACAUGCAUUUAGUGUUUCUCUCUAAAAUGUUGAGUAUGAUUACAUUUAAAAAAAAUAUAUGGCCACCAAUUUUAUUCUUCAAAGAUUUAUCAUUAACAUAUGACCAUUUAUUUCCUUAUUAUUUUUUUCUUUUGUGACCAGUGAUAAGAAAAAGCAAUCAAUGAAAAUGGAACCUUUUGAAAUUAAAUGAACAAUAAUAUAAAACAUGAAAUAAGCAUGUCUUAAAAAUACAAAUAAAUAAACGAAUGAUAAGGAAUAAAUAACUAAGAAAAUAAGCAUAAAGUGACAAUUCUCCAUUUUAUUAUUCUGUAAAAGAAAUGUUUCAAAUAUCUCAAUCGUUUUUGUUGGAUUUUUGUCGGUCCAUUAAUUGCUCUAUUGAGCCAUUUAUCAAUUUCUGUUUUCACUGACUAUGGCAGGUUUUGCCUUCCGUACAUAGACUCUAAAUAGAGCAUUUUCCACAGCACACAGUGACCUCAGAUUUAGUUGAUUUCAGUUUAGGACUAAGCCUCUUGUUUUCUUAUGCUGCUUAUUCUUCAAAUGAACCACACGGAGCACAAAUAUUUAACUGCACCCAAGAAUAUGAAUAGCACUUGAGACUGAUCUUCUGCGGGAAUUUCCCCAGUAGUUUGUUUUUCACUAAAGCUGCUUAGAUUUAAAAAAAAAUAAUAAUAAUAAUAAUGAACUGUACUGUAACGCUGUCUUUUCAUUCUCACAAGCAUUUUUGCUUCAUUUUUGAUAGAAGAGGUCCUAUUGCCCCAUUUCUCAGGGUCCAAGUGAAGGUAAACUCUGCGGUUCCUUGCCUGUGGAAACUGUUACAGCGACUAAAACCACAGAAUUUUACCCGUUGUAUGAAAACACCCACAUAUGCACGCAAUGUGAGUGGAUGCAACUCUCAGCAGACAAACUGAAGUGCCAUCUCUUCUUAAGUCUUCCAGGCAUUGUUUUGGAGUGAAGUGCGUCUUAGGAUGUGAUCUCUGAAGGAAAAACCUGUGUACUAUAGUCGGUGUCUAAUGGUUCGUAGUCGUCUGCCCCCAUCUGGCAUGCAACCUGAGUUACAUGGGUGUUGCACAUUUUACGCUUUAGAAACAGAAGCAGUACGUGUUGGUCCUUUGCCGUCUGUGGAACCCUUAAGUGUGUUACGAGACUCUUUGUUUUCAAGCUCUGAGCCAAGCCGUUAGGGAAACAGAAGGCAGAGAGAUGCCGCUUGUUUCCAGAAGACAACGGACUUAAACUUUUGCAGCGAAAUCUGUAGUUUUCUAUGUAGCUGCGACGGUUAUUGUUCUCUCUGUAGAUGUCGUCUUUUUACUUCUCCUUGUAAAGUAACUUAGUAAAUAAUAAUAAAGACAGUAUAUGUUUAUUUUGUACAAAACGUAAAAGCUAUAGAUUUGUGAUUAACCAUGUUUACCUGGUUUCCUCUUCUUAGACUGGAGAGACCUCUUUCUGAUGCAGGUUGUUGGGCUGAGUGUUGACCGGGAACUGUCCGGUUCAGCGGCGUGUCGCGUGGCGUUUAUAAAGACAGAACCGACCCUCGUGGGACUUAUAAUUAUACCCCAUCCGCACAUCUACAUCCGAAACUUUACAAUGUCAUUUUGUGACUCCGCAUGGUGUAAUGGUUUUGGUUUCAUUGGCAGAGACCACUUUUUUUAAAGAUUACAUUCACCGUGACGUCGUUUCCUCAGGUUGACACACGUUUUUAUGACUGCGAUGCUUCAGCGAGCAUCGAGAGCAUGUUUGAACUUCAAGUGGAGAGUUAUACUGCACAUUCCUAUGUAGAAAUAGACUACUUCCUGGUUGGAAUUAGCUGCAAACAUUGCACUGCCAGUUAGCUGAAUUUAGCGGAAGAAGUGAAUAGGCUACGGAGCAAAGAACAGAAAUUGGGUGACAAAAAUUUUGACACUAGCCAGUAACAUUUUCGAGCAUUACUGUAGUCUGAAUUCCCGAGUUCCUUGUGAGAAAAAUCUAACCGAAUACUCAAAUUGGAUUUAUGACAUUAAAUAUCAUAGAUCCCCAGCCAACCUCAGAUUUGAUUGAUUUGGCUGCUGUUCAUAUGAAACGUUAAAUUGCUAGGGUAAAUAAUUUGCAUUUCUAACAUUUCCUAUAAAUUCACAGUGCACUUAAUACUGUACAAUCCCUGUAAGUGAAUGUGACAUUUCAGUACUUAAACGUGUCAAAUGGAGAGAGAAAUGUUAGUAUUAGCUUGCUUUGUUGAUAGAAGUUGCCCUAAAACAACUUGCAAAAACAAUUUGAAACAGGCCACAAGUUCAGAGCUAUAUUUCGCCUACUGAGGCGAAAAGAACUCGAACCAUUUUGCUCCUUCGCUGUAACGAAGCAUGGGCCGGUUUCAAAGUACACCUAGGAUUUAAAAAAUGAUGUUCAAAAACCCAAAAACUGUUUAGCAUUCCAUUCCUGCAGUAAAAAAAAAAAAAGUUUUUUGCAGUGCCCAAGAAAUUCCCAGUGACUGUAGAGCGUAUGAAGCAAAAAGUAACACAGAGGUGCACCGUUUUUAGCUAGCUGGGGUAAAAAAGCUACUACCCUUACUUGUAAGGCCAAAAAAUUGUCUGGAAAUAUUUCUGGCUGACAAAACAUGAGACCGUUGGGUUGUAGGAACUAAAAGUACACCAUUCUUCACUCUUUUUAAACUUUUAACCAGCCAACUGCAGGCUAGCUAUCAAAUGAGAUAGCUAAUGAACUAGCUAGCUAAGAUCAGCUUGCUGUUUUCCUGUUUGUUUGUGGUUCAUGUUUAUAGAUUCACAUAUUUACAGAUUAUUCUGCUUAAGAUAUUUUUGGUGCUUAAAUAAAAAAUAAAAAAACAGGCAGUUUUAAGUGGAGGUCCAUCAUAUAUAAAGAGCAAAAUGCUAAAAAAAAGUUAGAACAUUCUUCUCAUUAAAUAAGUACUACUGCUAAACUUAGUUGGUAUGUUUCAUAUAUGUUAUGGCUUAAAUCCGUGUAUCAAAAUCAAACUAAAUUAAUGUUAUAAAUAAUGUUAACGAUGCAUUAAGAAUCAAAGUAAUUUUAUGUAUUUCUUUAGAGGGAAAAAUUUGAUCCGUUUUAAAUGAGAGCGGUUAGGCCAUGGUAUAAACUUAUACUUAAAUUAAUACCGUGAAACUGUGGCAUUUUUAGGUGAAGGUUUUAAAUGCCAUGAGAAUCACAUAAAGGCUCAUUCCCAGUCAAAACUUAUUUUAUUUUUGUUGUUGCUUAAAAAAAAAAACUGUGUUGUCGAACCGAACCGACAGCCUAGCAGCACUUAAACUACCUAACAGUAACAAAAAUAUAGAAUGAUCCUUUUUAAAGGUGUUUUGAACAUAAAUUAUGUGUUAAUCUUUUUUGCAAAGCUAAUACAAUCUCCUUAUCAGAAAAACAUUUAUUUUCAUCUUUGACUGAGUCUAGCACAACUAAGCACAUAUCUAGAAAUGGUGAACCUCUCUGAGGAAGUUGCUGUUUUGCAACUUCUGGAAGACAUCCGAAAGCACUUCUUUGGGUUACAUUUGCACAUACGCAUAGUUUUUAAUUUGGGAAUGCAGUUGCUCCAACAGACCACAAGAUGGAGUAAUGCUGACAAUAUUUAAAUAGAGGGAGAAACACAAGACCGACAUGCCCAAACAGAGGGGAAAAAGAGAGACGUGUUAAUAGAGCAACAAUAAGAGAAAUAAGAGCACAUAAGGUUAAAUGCAAAGAAGCACAGUGGACAUUCUGAAACAAGCACACAUUGUGAUCCAGCCUUUUAACUUGCCUUUGUACAGAAAAGUUUAGAAGAAGCUUAGAGAAAUGCUCUGGAUAUUUUAACACCAAUCAUUCCAGCCAUAUGGGGUAUUUUACUACGUUUCCUUUUUAAUAUAUAUUAAGGCAAAGCAAAAGCAGGUGCCUUUUGACCCCAGGAAGUAUCAUCCUCUUUCUAAAUCUCUUGAUUAGCGUCAUUAAAUAAAAAAAAAAAAUCAUUAAAAAAUAGGGUUUUGCUUGCUGAAAGACGAAAGAAGAAGGUAUUUUGCUCAGUAUCUAGUGGGAAACAUGUAGCUCAGGCAUCGUCCUGUUCGUUUGUCGGCCUGUCUUCUACCGAUCCCCUUACUAACUCUCCUGGACCCUCAUCUUCUCCUGCUAUUGUACAGCAAUGUAAAAAAUUUAAAAAAAGACAAAAAGAAACGACAUAAUCAGACUGUGUUUGUGUUUGCUUUUGCUUCAGUGCGAGCGGGUUUGUGUUUCCGUGGAUCCGAGGGAGAGCGGGCUUUGACUGACUUUCACUUGUCAUGUUUCUGGUAGUGUGAUGUAGACGAUGUCAGGUGUGUUAUGUAUUACAUGUGUAAUAGAUUAGCUCUCGCUGCAGAAACCUGCAUGUAGAGCAGGCUGCUGUCAGCGUCGAUGUCCAUGUUACCCCGUAAUCCACAAGAAUUAACUCUGUGCUAUUCUACUAACGCCCAGUGAAAACCGUUAGUGGAAAAAAAAAAAAAGAGAAAUGAACAGAUUUUGUGCUAGAAGUUGAGAGAGAAGACUAUUGUUAUCUUCGGAUUUUAGGAAUUGUUUAUCCAUCUUUCAUGACACUUUGUUUUUGAAAUUGUUCCCAUUGAAGUUUUUAUUUUAUUUUAUUUUUUUCAAAAAAAAGCCAGCUGAUAUUAAAAAACAUUGCCAAACAAAAAAGCUUUGGAUUGAAACUUGAACUGCAACAGAAUGGAGACACAUGCAUCACAAUGCUUUUGUUUUCUUGUUGUUGUUUUGUUUUUUUCCCUUAACAGUAUUACAUCUUGUAAGCUGUUUUAACGCUGUGCAGUGCCAACAAUAUUUCAGUGUUUAACUUGGUGUUGGCGUGCGGCCGCCUUAGUUUUGAGCCGUCUGGCUGUUCCUGUCGAUGGGAUUGUGUGAAAAGCAGAACAUAGACACCAAAAUCACUCUGCAGCCGAGGCUGGAUCCGCACUCAGAACUUCACCUUCGCGUUUCUGUGCGAUGUUGUAGGCGGGAGGUGUUAUCCAUUUGGUAACAUUGCAGUCAAAUGAUCCGAGACGUAACGUGUCGGAAACGUAAACUGUCGUGUGCUCAACACGGAGAGUCAUGUUUGCCACGAUCAAGAGUAAAUGCAGAAAUAAAUUGAACUAGUUUGACUGCAAAACCACCAACAAAUGAUAAAAAAAAAUAAGACUUUUAACGAUUAUCCUCGCAAUAUGGAAUAAACUGACAUUUGUAUUAAAAUUUUUAACUGCACUAGUUUAUUUAUUGUAUCCUUCUAAAUGUACAUUUAUGUAUUUUCUUUCAUUUGUACUUACUUAUAUAAGGACAUAUUUAGUUUUGUAUUUCUUUUCUUUGAUUUUUUUUUUUUUCCCUCCCAGCUUUUUCAAUAUUGUCUUUCUUUUAAAUCUUUUUGUUUAUUACGGUCAGUAAAGUAAAAAAAAAAAAAAGAGUAAAGAAUUUUUAAAAAUCUGAAUCUAAAAGUGUCAGCUUUCUGACGAAGUGAAGCACAAUAUUGAAGGCAUUUGGGAAAAUAAAAUCAAUGAGAGUAAACCGGUACAGAAAUAAACAUGGAAGUGAGUAAAUAAAAGCAUCAUCAAAAACAAAACAGUAGGGAUGAUUACUGAUUAUAUAUUCCUCUUCAUACGCCAACAUAAUUAUCUAGAGUUCUUUUUUUGUUGUUGGAUGUUUUACUUUGCAUAAAGGCUGAAUUAUUUCUGUAUUUCUUUCUGAUUGUGGCAGGCUUGGUGCUCCACUGUUCCAAAUGUCCUAAACUACUUCUAGAGAAAAACAGAAUUGAUCCAGGUCUCCAGCUACUAUUAAGUAAUCGCUGACAUCAUCUCUCCACAAACACUGAUGUUGAUGAAAAAUAUACACACUUAGGAUUUUUUAUUUUUCUUGAGCAGACAAACGGAAACGUGGCGAUAAGAAAAACUCUAAACUGUGACCUUCUGCAUCUCUGUGGUUUCAUGUAAGUGACAGAACUUUACCUCUUGAAUUUCUUACUACUCUUCGUACGAGCACAUUCAUACUGCAGCACUUUAGUUGGGUUUUUUUUCUCUCUUUAAGAACAGAAUAUAGAAAUUUUCCAUUUGUUUUCCUUAAACGAAUAAAAGCACAAGAACAGAAAAUGAUUUGUUUUCCAAGGUUACGGCGGAGAGAAAUUGCAGUGUUGCAUUUGGUGGGAUGGAGAGGUUGAAAAGAGAACACAGUACCUUCUAUCAUAUAUAUAUAUAUAUGUAUAUAUAUAUCUGUCAGUGUAUUUAUCUAACCAUGUGUGUUCUUUCUUGUUCUUCAACCUUUAGGGCCAAAAUCCAUUGAACUGUCUUUAGUCCUGUCACCUGUAUAUCGUAAACUGUUGAAUUACAAAAUGGUAAAUAAAAUCUAUUUUAAAGAUCA
Messenger RNA from Xiphophorus hellerii (green swordtail), 9983 nucleotides. RefSeq names its product solute carrier family 6 member 9 (gene slc6a9). Bases 669 to 2669 code for a protein of 666 amino acids. Gene Ontology annotation, biological process: amino acid import across plasma membrane; sodium ion transmembrane transport; neurotransmitter transport. Gene Ontology annotation, molecular function: amino acid:sodium symporter activity. NCBI's taxonomy places the organism in Eukaryota, Metazoa, Chordata, Actinopteri, Cyprinodontiformes, Poeciliidae. The transcript is spliced from 13 exons. The record is from RefSeq and is a predicted model, not a curated record. Gene Ontology annotation, cellular component: plasma membrane.